GAAGAAGCAGUGGGACGAUCACAAGACCACCAUGGUGAUGAUCCGGGACAUCCUGAUGUACAUGGACAGAAACUUUGUGACCCAGUACAAAAAGGUUCCGGUCUACGAGAUGGGCCUCAUGAUCUUCCGAGAGAAGGUGUCGGGACACGCACGAGUCAAGUCACAACUUCUCACCUUGAUGUUGGACAACAUCAAUGCAGAACGCCGUGGCGAACAGGUGGACCGGAUCUUACUGAAGCAUACGGUGAACAUGUUGGUCGAGCUUGGGGUGCAGGGCAAAAAUGUCUACCGGGAAUGCUUUGAAGAUCAAUUCUUGGAUCACACCCGCAAGUUCUACCAGGAUGAGUCGAAGCAGUACAUUUCUCAAAAUCCAUGCUCUGACUAUUUGAAAAAGGCCGAGAAGAGAAUUCGGGAGGAGAAAGCGCGGGUCGAAAACUACCUGCAUGAAACCACCAUGGAGAAGAUACAGGAGCUGUGCGAUGAAGAGUGGAUCCAGGUCCACUACAAGACCUUGAUCCACAUGGAGAAUUCUGGGUGCGCCUGGAUGUUCCAGUGCGACAAGAUCGAAGACUUGGAGAGGAUGUAUCUGCUCUUCUGCCGUGUCCCAGUGACCCUGAAGGAAGUCCAAAAGGCGUCGCAGACUCGCAGUUGGGAUCCGACCAUCUGGGAGUUCACCCUUCCCAUUUCCAUCCCCACUCAUUGCACUUUCCACUCUUCAGCCAUUUGCCUCAGCCACACCCCGGCCACACCCGUGCAUCACCAUGGCCUCCCGUUCCCUCCACCGUCGCCGCGCCUCGCCCUGAGCUGCUGCUGGCUCCGGGCCCAGGUCCUUGGGCCACGCCUUGCGCCGCUGGCACCGCUGGAGGUACGGCGGAUCCACGCGGCCGUGCGCAGCAAGGCCCUGGAGGCCAUUGCGGAGGGGAACCUGCGGCCGGGGCGGGAGCUGGAGCUGAUUUCGGCGUUGGACUUGGAAACGGACUUCUGGGGCCUGCCCGGGGCGGAUCGUGGCAUCGACUCCCUAGCGUUGAAUCUCAGCACAGCCGUGCAGGCAAAGGAUUACCAGGGCUAUGUGCCAAUGGCACGUCUGGCCAUGUUCUACUACUUGGUGCGUUCCGAGGGGUCGCCCUUGAAGGAUCGGGUUCAGCAGAUGGUGGUAGCCACCAACGAGAGCACGCGGCUGCCGCAGGACUGGGAAUGGAGCGGAGCAAAGCACCGACGCUACACGCAGGAUGAGAUCGAGAGGUGGCGAGAGCUUGCAAGAAACGAGUCAGCGAAAGACGUGAUGCUGGAGCUUGGGAAAAAGGACCUGAAGCGCUGGCCUCAUCAACUCGCCUGCCUGGCUCAAUGCCAGAAGUUUCUGACCAACUCCAAGCGGGACUUCUUUGUUGAAAUGGCCACUGGCACUGGGAAGAGCUUGGUCAUGACAGACUUGUUGGCUGGCUUGGGCCUGGGCCCAGGGAAGGCAUGCAUCAUCGUCCCAAAGUUGGAUCUGAUGGAGCAACUGGCCGAUCUGCUGGAAGAGACGUUGCCAUUUCGAAUCUCCCGUGUGGGCACGGGAUACCCUGCGGACUUGUCAGCGCAGCUCUUCGUGUGUGUGCGGAAUUCGGCCUGGCAGCUGCAGAAUUUGACCUUCGAACUGCAGAUUUUGGAUGAAGCUCAUCACUACGAGCCCAGCUCAGAAGAUGCUUCAGGGAAUGAAACUGUAGAUGGUGUUCAUGCGAUGCAAGUGCUGGGGUUGGAUGCCAAGAAAAGGAUCUUCUUCAGUGCAACCUUGCUGAGAAACAAACCCGACUUUGAGUUUGGCCUCCGUCCUGCCAUUGAGGCUGGCAUUAUCAGCGACUACAGUGUGAUGGUGCCAAUUCUCACUGCAGGUGAUCCACGGCCCGGUUUGGUGGAACUUAUUCAGGACCUGCCGAUGGCAAGGAAGAUCCUGGCAUUUUGCAACACCGUUGACGAGGCAAGAUAUUUCACACGGCUCCUUAACAGCAAAGGCAUCCCUGCCGAUCAUUACAAUGGCCACACAUCCAAAGCACAUCGUCAACAGAUCUUGCGAAGCUUUGGUCGGAGCCCAGCACAUGGAGGGAUCAGGGUUUUGGUCACGGUGGAUGUCCUGAGUGAAGGGGUUGACCUGCCAUGUGCCGAUACCUGCCUCUUCGUGGCACCGAGACAUGCGGUGCGCCUGCGCCAGUGUGUGGGAAGAGUCUUGCGGAAGCAUCCGCGCAAGAUUGAUGCCAUGGUCAUUGCACCUCCACUGUCGCAGGUUGAGGAUGGGACGUUGGUUGAGGACAUUGAGUUGGGACGAUUGUUGAUGGAGCUUGCGCAAGCUGACCUGCUUUUGAGAACGUCUAUAAGUCAGACCCUCAAAGAUGCAAGUGUCAACUCGAGGAUUUCGGUGUAUUCGAAGCAUUUGAACAGCCAGAACCAUGACCCUAUUGAAGAAGCAGCCCGCCUUUUGCGUCUCCGCGUUUUUCCAUCACUCUUCAAGACAAAUUCCAUGGACUGGGAGCUGGGCUUCCGCAAUCUGACUGCAUACCAUGCUGAACAUGGACAUGUUAGGGUUCCCAGCAACUUCGAGACUGCUGACGGCGGCAAACUUGGCACCUGGAUUCGUAAGCAGCGCCACAGCAAAGCAAAGCGGAAGCUGUGCCAAGAGCGUGUGGAGCGCUUGAAUUCUCUUGGUAUGGUUUGGGAUCCAUUCGCUGAGGAUUGGGAGCUGGGCUUCCGCAAUCUGACUGCAUACCAUGCUGAACAUGGUCAUGUGAGGGUUCCUUUCCAUUUCGAGACCGCUGAUGGUGGCAAACUUGGCACCUGGGUUGGUACGCAGCGCAACAUCAAAGCAAAGGGGAAGCUGUGCCAAGAGCGUGUGGAGCGCUUGAAUUCUCUGUGUAUGGUUUGGGAUCCACUCGCUGAGGAUUGGGAGCUGGGCUUCCGCAAUCUGACUGCAUACCAUGCUGAACAUGGACAUGUUGGGGUUCCCAAAAAAUUCGAGACUGCUGACGGUGACAGACUUGGUCGCUGGGUUCAAAGGCAGCGCAACAUGAAAGCAAAGGGAAAGCUGGGGCAAGAGCGUGUGGAGCGCUUGAAUUCUCUUGGUAUGGUUUGGGAUCCAUUCGCUGAGGAUUGGGAGCUGGGCUUCCGCAAUCUGACUGCGUACCAUGCUGACCAUGGUCAUGUGAGGGUUCCUUUCCAUUUCGAGACCGCUGAUGGUGGCAAACUUGGCACCUGGGUUGGUACGCAGCGCAACAUCAAAGCAAAGGGGAAGCUGUGCCAAGAGCGUGUGGAGCGCUUGAAUUCUCUUGGUAUGCUUUGGGAUCCACUCGCUGAGGAUUGGGAGCUGGGCUUCCGCAAUCUGACUGCAUACCAUGCCGAACAUGGACAUGUUAGGGUUCCCAGAAAAUUCGAGACUGCUGACGGUGACAGACUUGGUCGCUGGGUUCAAAGGCAGCGCAACAUGAAAGCAAAGGGAAAGCUGGGGCAAGAGCGUGUGGAGCGCUUGAAGUCUCUUGGUAUGGUUUGGGAUCCACUCGCUGAGGAUUGGGAGCUGGGCUUCCGCAAUCUGACUGCAUACCAUGCUGAACAUGGUCAUGUGAGGGUUCCUUUCCAUUUCGAGACUGCUGAUGGUGGCAAACUUGGCACCUGGGUUGGUACGCAGCGCAACAUGAAAGCAAAGGGGAAGCUGUGCCAAGAGCGUGCGGAGCGCUUGAAUUCUCUGUGUAUGGUUUGGGAUCCAUUCGCUGAGGAUUGGGAGCUGGGCUUCCGCAAUCUGACUGCAUACCAUGCUGAACAUGGUCAUGUGAGGGUUCCUUUCCAUUUCGAGACCGCUGACGGUGGCAAACUUGGCAUCUGGGUUCAAAGGCAGCGCAACAUGAAAGCAAAGGGAAAACUGGGGCAAGAGCGUGUGGAGCGCUUGAAUUCUCUUGGUAUGGUUUGGGAUCCACUCGCUGAGGAUUGGGAGCUGGGCUUCCGCAAUCUGACUGCAUACCAUGCUGAACAUGGUCAUGUGAGGGUUCCUUUCCAUUUCAAGACCGCUGGUACGCAGCGCAACAUGAAAGCAAAGGGGAAGCUGUGCCAAGAGCGUGCGGAGCGCUUGAAUUCUCUGUGUAUGGUUUGGGAUCCACUCGCUGAGGAUUGGGAGCUGGGCUUCCGCAAUCUGACUGCAUACCAUGCUGAACAUGGUCAUGUGAGGAUUCCUUUCCAUUUCGAGACCGCUGACGGUGGCAAACUUGGCAUCUGGGUUCAAAGGCAGCGCAACAUGAAAGCAAAGGGAAAGCUGGGCCAAGUGAUGAUGGAUUGCAUGUGUGAAGCAGGACGGGAUGUGUUAAACGACCCGGAGAAAGUGAAGGACCCAGUGUCCUUCAUCACAGCGAUCUUGAACCUGAAGUACAAGUGCCGCACACGUUUCCGCGGGCAAAUUUUGGGCAGUUGGUUGCGUGCCAACACCAGGUACGACAGGUUUGUAAAGGAAUCCUUCAAAGAGAGCAAGGACUUUCAGUUGGCCUUGAAACAAGCCUUCGAGUCCUUUCUGAACAAGGACACGCGCACGGCGCAAUACUUGUCACUGUAUGUGGAUGACCAGUUCCGCAAGGGUCUCAAGGGAAUGUCCAGCGACGCAGAUGUCGACACGGCCCUGGAGCAGGUUGUCACAGUCUUCCGCUUCUUGCAAGACAAGGAUGUCUUUGAAAACUUCUACAAACAGCAUUUGUCGCGGCGUUUGCUUACAGGUCGAAGUGUGAGCGAUGAGGCGGAAAGGAGCAUGAUCUCCAAGCUCAAGAGUGAAUGUGGUCAUCAAUACACCUCCAAGUUGGAGGGAAUGUUUCAGGACAUGAAGCUGUCUGAGGACAUCAUGAAGCAGUACAAGAACUCCUUUACCAGUCCGUCCAUGGCGCGAGGCGCAGGCAGUGCUGGGCCCGCUGGACGUCCAGGCACAGGGCUUCCGGCGCUGUCUUCGUCCAUUGACUUGAAGGUCUCCGUCCUGACCAGCGGAUUUUGGCCAGGACCUCCUGGAGCUCCCUGUGAGUUGCCACCGGAAGUGCAGGAGUGCUGCAGCCGCUUUGAAACUUUUUACCUGGCAAAGCACACAGGUCGAAAGCUCUUUUGGCAGCCACAGAACGGUUUCGCCGACAUCAAGGCUCAGAUGCCAAAGACGAAGCAUGAAUUGAACGUCACAACUUAUCAGAUGUGCAUCUUGAUGCUCUUCAACCAGCAGACCACCUGGACCUAUCAGGACCUGGCGGUGCGCACCAACAUUCCCUUGGAGGAGUUGAAACGCCAUUUGAUGUAUGUCGUUCAAAUCGACAAGAGCACUCGGAAGUUUACGAUAAGUCAAUUCGGGCACAUUAAGGCUGCACGACAAGCAGCGUUGGCAUUCCACAAGAGCACCAAAGGAGCGCAAAGAUUGGCUAGCGGAGAACGGGCUGGUUUUGAGGGGGAGGACAGUGGCCGAACAGAAAUCUUGCCUGGAACAGCUAAUGAUGGCACGUGGUCUUUUCCAGCCAAAUUUUCUGCCCAUGGGGAAGAGCUUGCAAAGACGUUCUCAUCUUUGCCAGAAGCUUGUCAGUGGGUUAACAAGCUGGAUUCGGCCCGUUUGUGCGGCAAAUUGCAAAAGGGCUUUUCAUCAAUGAAGGUCUCUGCUGAUGAGAACGUGCCUUGUCAGCCAGGCAGAACAUUUAGUGGUUCAUUUAGUGGCAGGAAAAAGGAAAGGGAAAAGGAAAGGAAAAAGGAAAGGAAAGGAGAAAGGAAAGGGGAAAGGAAAGGAAAGGAGAAAGGAAAGGGGAAAGGAAAGGAGAAUGAGAAAGGAGAAAUAAAAGGAGAAAGGAAAGGGGAAAGGAAAGGCGAACGGAAAUGA
Molecule: messenger RNA, 5845 nt
Organism: Cladocopium goreaui
Lineage: Eukaryota; Dinophyceae; Suessiales; Symbiodiniaceae
Source: the annotation of a GenBank genome assembly